AUGAGCUGUCGAUCUGAUUCCGAAUCAGAGACCUCGUCUCGAGAUUCCAGGAACUACCACAGGUGUGGGUGUGGAAACUCUCGAAAUUCUGAUCUGGAAAGGGCCAGUGGCAGCACGCUGUGCUUUCCAGAUAGUGAUUCUGAUUCCCUGGAUGGCGACUCUGAUGGGAAUGACCGUUCUCGACAGAAGGUGCAGGACUUGAGAAGCCUCAAAAAGAAGUAUAAACAAGAAGAGGCAGAGGAGCGCGAGCACUUGGAGCGCAUCGAAGAGAAGUAUCAGAUGCGAAAGGGCCGUCUGGAGAAAGACAUCCAAGAGCUGCAGGAGAAGCUUGAGGACGAGCUGCGAAAGCUGGAUCGACUCGAGCUUGGUCAAGAACAAGCUCGGUCAUUUCACGGGCCUAGGUGCCUCCGAUAUGUGGAGGGAAACGUCUUCACAGUGGUCUCCACCGCAGUCGUUGUCCUCAAUGUCGCAGUUUUGGUCAAGGAGAUGACGGAUGAACGGUACAAGGACCUUUUCUUCUGGGUUGACCAGGCUUUCCUGAUCUUCUACAUCGUGGAGUUGGUGCUGAGGGGUCUUCUCUUGCAGAAAGAUCUGCUUCUAGGACCAUGCCGGGAGGUCUGGUGGAACUGGUUGGACCUGUUCAUCGUGCUGGCUGGUAUUUAUGACCAGUGGAUCCUGGCCGCUAUGUAUCAGACCAGCUCCUUCUUUAUAAGCGCAGUUCGAAUCUUGCGGCUACUACGCUUGAUCCGACUCGUGAAAGUUGUGCGCGCAUUUCUGAAAUCGGAUCUGGAAUGGGUAGAAGAAGAUGGUUUUCAAGGCUUCAUAUUAGGGGCCAUCUUGGUGAACAGCUUGCUGCUCGGAGUCCAAACUGACUGGCCCGACUUUUUUCUUUGGAACUGUCUCGAAGAAGCGCUGCUUGUUGUCUUCCUUUUCGAGCUGCUCGUCCGUGUGAAGUUGCACAAGUGGCGAUUCUGCACGGAUUGCAGCGAAAUACCGUGGAACCUUCUGGACACAAUCAUUGUCGUCGCUGCUGUGGUAGACCAGUGGAUGCUCCCCAUCUUCAGCUUCGCAUCUGCUGUGACAGGCGACGAGCCUCAAGUUGACAGUCAGGUUGACGGGUCGCAAGAUAUGGGAAACAUCAUUCUGCUCCUUCGUAUGGCCAGACUUUUCCGUAUCCUUCGACUGGCGCGCUUGAUCCACAGCCUGCCCCCUUUGUACAAUCUGGUGCUUGGCGUUGCAUAUGCAAUGCAAGGCAUGUUUUGGGUGCUGGUGCUCACAGUCCUCCUCCUCUAUGUCUGCGCAAUACUGGCUGUCUUGCUGAUCGAGAAGGGGCUGAUGUUCCCAGACACUGGGCCACCUGCAAACUUGAAGGGGACAUUUUCAGGAAUCUACGAAUCCAUGUUCAUCCUCUUCCUAGUCAUGAAUGGGAAUUUCGAUUCUGUCCAAGAGAUAUUGGAUACGAUCCCAGCGACGCAGCUUGCAUGCGCACUCUUCAUGAUUCUCUCAAACUGGGCCAUUUUGGCCAUCUUCACAGCGGUGGUGAGCGAGAACAUGAUCACCACCGUGGAAGAUAGACGAAGAGAACAAGAGGAGGCAGAAAACAAGGACAAGACCGAGAGAUCUGUUGUGAAGUUAUCCGAGCUGUUCAACGACAUGGACAAGCGGGAGCAGGGCAAGAUCUAUGCAUCGGAGUUCGACAGGAUUCUGAGCGACGAAGACCAGGAGGCCGAACUUUGCGAUGCAGCUGGGAUCUCAAGCAACGAUCUCAAUGAUUUGAAGAAGCUGCUAAGCCAUUCUCCAGCAUAUGGCGGAGAACCUUACAUUGUAGAGAACGACUUCCUCGAAGGACUGAAGAAGCAGAAUGAUGCUGCAAACGAACGCUCCAUGAUGCGACUCGAGAAGAAGAUCAUGGAGCUGGAAGACGAUCUGCGGCAUUGGAUGCAGCAACAACCCACGCGGCCUGGACAUCCAGGAUUGAUGCGAAUACGAACAUGA
Symbiodinium necroappetens is the source of this 1995-nucleotide messenger RNA. The record is from the annotation of a GenBank genome assembly. Lineage: Eukaryota; Dinophyceae; Suessiales; Symbiodiniaceae.